CCCCAGGGCGCAGGCGCAGACCUCAUGCUAAGCGCCUUGUCUCGCGCAGUGGCCCGGGGAGGGGUGCGCUGCGCCCGCGGUUCCCCGGCGCCCGAGCUUCGCGCCGCUGCCGCUACCAACGCCGCCACCAUGUCCCGGCCGCUGUCGCUGCCGCGGGCCGCUUCCGAGGCCCCGGUGCGGCCCGCCACCGUGCUGGGCACCAUGGAGAUGGGGCGCCGCAUGGACGUGCCCUCCAGCGCCGCGGCCGUGCGCGCCUUCCUGGAGCGCGGCCACACAGAGCUGGACACGGCCUUCAUGUACUGCGACGGCCAGUCCGAGAGCAUCCUGGGCGGCCUGGGCCUCGGGCUGGGCGGCGGCGACUGCAGAGUGAAAAUCGCUACCAAGGCCAAUCCCUGGGAAGGGAAGUCGCUGAAGCCUGACAGUCUCCGGGCCCAGCUGGAGACGUCCCUGAAACGGCUGCAGUGCCCCCGGGUAGACCUCUUCUACCUACACGCCCCAGACCACGACACCCCCGUGGAGGAGACGCUGCAUGCCUGCCACCAGCUGCACCAGGAGGGCAAGUUCAUGGAGCUUGGCCUUUCCAACUAUGCCUCCUGGGAGGUGGCCAAGAUCUGCACCCUCUGCAGGAGCAACGGCUGGAUCCUGCCCACUGUAUACCAGGGAAUGUACAACGCUACCACCCGGCAGGUGGAAACGGAGCUCUUCCCCUGCCUCAGGCACUUCGGACUGAGGUUCUACGCCUACAACCCUUUGGCUGGGGGCCUGCUGACCGGCAAGUAUAAGUAUGAGGACAAGGACGGGAAACAGCCCGUGGGCCGCUUCUUCGGGAAUAACUGGGCUGAGACCUACAGGAAUCGCUUCUGGAAGGAGCAUCAUUUUGAGGCCAUCGCCUUGGUGGAGAAGGCCCUGCAGGCCAUGUACGGCAGCAGCGCCCCCAGCAUGACCUCGGCCGCCCUCCGGUGGCUGUACCACCACUCCCAGCUGCAGGGCGCCCAACGGGACGCGGUCAUCCUGGGCAUGUCUAGCCUGGAGCAGCUGGCACAGAACUUGGCGGCGACCGAGGAGGGGCCCCUGGAGCCGGCCGUGGUGCAGGCCUUCGACCGAGCCUGGCACCUGGUCGCCCACGAAUGUCCCAACUAUUUCCGCUAGGGCCAGUCCUGACUUGAGAUGGCAGAGGGCCUCCUCCCUGUCACUCUUUGACCUUCUUACCCUGGGCUUUAAAUGGCUUUAUUUGGCCUGUGCUGUUCUCCGGUCCCCAUUCACGAGCUGUUUAUUUCCUCCGCAGCUGCAGUGCUCCCGGCUGCCUUCACGUGAGAAGGCUGGGCUGUGACCCAUGUCGGGGGGUCCUGCCUGGACAGAGAAGGUGCUAGACCCAACCGCGCACCCGCUCUGGCUGCGCGGCCUGGGGCUUAUCCUUCCCAGGGCUUGCGGGGAGGGGGCAGGAGCACAGGCUUCCUGGCUUCCCUCCGGAAUCCAGCCCAACCUCUGGACGUGGAAGCUGGCAGUGGCCCUCACUCCGUCACACGUAAGAGAAGGAGAGCUGGGUGCCCUGAAGAUUUUCUCUCAUUCUGAGUUCGUUUCACAAAGAACACCUUGGGCAAAAACCUACUGUUAAGAGUCACUCCCAAGAAUAAAAGUUCCCAGAAUGCUGUGAA
Messenger RNA from Lutra lutra (Eurasian river otter), 1655 nucleotides. RefSeq names its product aflatoxin B1 aldehyde reductase member 2. The record is from RefSeq and is a predicted model, not a curated record. Bases 25 to 1149 code for a protein of 374 amino acids. The transcript has 7 exons. Lineage: Eukaryota; Metazoa; Chordata; Mammalia; Carnivora; Mustelidae.